Messenger RNA from Cavia porcellus (domestic guinea pig), 2017 nucleotides. It is a transcript of the gene Cct3, whose product is annotated as chaperonin containing TCP1 subunit 3. The transcript has 14 exons. Gene Ontology annotation, molecular function: ATP-dependent protein folding chaperone; ATP hydrolysis activity; ATP binding. NCBI's taxonomy places the organism in Eukaryota, Metazoa, Chordata, Mammalia, Rodentia, Caviidae. The record is from RefSeq and is a predicted model, not a curated record. Gene Ontology annotation, biological process: protein folding. Bases 154 to 1791 code for a protein of 545 amino acids. Gene Ontology annotation, cellular component: chaperonin-containing T-complex.
AUACGGGGUUUAGGUGUCGGCCUUGAAGAGGCAGCGUUUUCUAGGUUUGUCUGUGAAUCUCUCGCUCUCUCUCGCUUGCUCGCUCUCUCUCUUUCUCCAGAAGAUUCUGUCGGUUCCUCUUGCUCUAGGUACCUGGCUCUGCGACGCUCCGCCAUGAUGGGCCACCGUCCCGUGCUCGUGCUCAGCCAGAAUACAAAGCGUGAAUCUGGAAGAAAAGUUCAGUCUGGAAACAUCAGUGCUGCUAAGACUAUUGCAGAUAUCAUUCGAACAUGUUUGGGACCCAAGUCCAUGAUGAAGAUGCUUUUGGAUCCAAUGGGAGGCAUCGUGAUGACCAAUGAUGGCAAUGCUAUUCUUCGGGAGAUUCAAGUCCAGCAUCCAGCAGCCAAGUCAAUGAUUGAAAUUAGCCGGACGCAAGAUGAAGAGGUUGGAGAUGGAACUACAUCAGUAAUUAUUCUUGCGGGAGAGAUGUUGUCUGUGGCUGAGCACUUCCUGGAGCAGCAGAUGCACCCAACAGUGGUGAUCAGUGCUUAUCGCAAAGCACUAGAUGAUAUGAUCAGCACUCUAAAGAAAAUCAGCACCCCUGUUGACAUCAAUAACCGUGAUACGAUGUUGAACAUCAUCAAUAGCUCCAUUACUACCAAAGCAAUUAGUCGGUGGUCUUCUUUGGCUUGUAAUAUUGCCCUGGAUGCUGUCAAGACCGUACAGUUUGAGGAGAAUGGUCGGAAAGAGAUCGACAUCAAAAAAUAUGCAAGAGUGGAAAAGAUACCUGGGGGCAUCAUUGAAGACUCCUGUGUCCUACGUGGCGUCAUGAUUAACAAGGAUGUGACCCAUUCACGAAUGAGGCGCUAUAUAAAGAACCCUCGAAUCGUGCUGCUGGAUUCAUCUUUGGAAUAUAAGAAAGGAGAAAGCCAGACCGACAUUGAGAUUACACGAGAGGAAGACUUUGCCCGAAUCCUCCAGAUGGAAGAAGAAUACAUCCAGCAGCUCUGCGAAGACAUCAUCCAGUUGAAGCCUGAUGUGGUCAUCACAGAAAAGGGCAUUUCAGAUUUAGCUCAGCACUACCUCUUGCGAGCCAAUAUCACAGCUAUCCGUAGAGUUCGGAAGACAGACAAUAACCGGAUUGCUAGAGCCUGUGGGGCCCGCAUAGUCAGCCGACCAGAAGAGCUGAGAGAAGAUGAUGUUGGCACCGGAGCAGGCCUGCUGGAAAUCAAGAAAAUUGGAGAUGAGUACUUCACAUUCAUCACUGAAUGCAAAGACCCCAAGGCCUGUACCAUUCUCCUCAGAGGAGCCAGCAAAGAAAUUCUCUCGGAAGUAGAGCGCAACCUACAGGAUGCUAUGCAGGUGUGCCGCAAUGUACUUCUAGACCCUCAGCUGGUGCCAGGAGGUGGAGCCUCUGAGAUGGCUGUGGCCCAUGCCUUGACAGAAAAAUCCAAGGCCAUGACUGGUGUGGAGCAAUGGCCCUACAGGGCUGUAGCCCAGGCUCUGGAGGUCAUCCCUCGCACGCUCAUCCAGAACUGUGGUGCCAGCACCAUCCGUCUAUUGACCUCCCUUCGGGCCAAACACACACAGGAAGGCUGUGAGACCUGGGGUGUAAAUGGAGAGACAGGGGCUUUGGUGGACAUGAAGGAACUGGGCAUAUGGGAGCCUUUGGCUGUGAAGCUACAAACAUACAAGACAGCAGUGGAGACGGCAGUGCUGUUGCUGAGGAUUGAUGACAUCGUCUCAGGCCACAAAAAGAAGAGUGAUGAUCAGAGCCGGCAAGGCGGGGCUCCUGAUGCUGGCCAAGAGUGAAUGGUGGGCAAGGCAACUUCAGCACACAGACCAGCAGUCCUUCCUUUUCCUCAACCAGUGUGCCAGGAACACUGUGGACGUCUUUGUUUGGAAGGGAUCAGGUUGAGGGGCAGCCCCAAUCCCUCUCUGUCCUAGCUCAGUUUGCAAAAGGCACUGACAUGUAAUUCUUCUCUAUUGUAAGCUUUCCAUUUAGUUUGCUUCCUAUGAUUAAAUCUAAGUCAUUUGA